Drosophila santomea is the source of this 1327-nucleotide messenger RNA. It is a transcript of the gene Sr-CIV, whose product is annotated as neuropilin-1a. The transcript is spliced from 3 exons. Gene Ontology annotation, cellular component: membrane. Bases 99 to 1322 code for a protein of 407 amino acids. The record is from RefSeq and is a predicted model, not a curated record. Lineage: Eukaryota; Metazoa; Arthropoda; Insecta; Diptera; Drosophilidae. Gene Ontology annotation, biological process: nervous system development.
GUGUUUCUUCGGAGCUUUUAAAAACAUGAGUAUAAUUUUGGCGGAGUAAUUUCUUUGAAUCACGACAAUCAGUGUAUAGAAUAUUAAUUUUUUGAGCUAUGAAAUUGUUCUGGGCGCUCCUCCUGCUUAUAUCGAGUGUGAGCCGAACAAAUGCUCGAUGUCUAGAAUCCAUUCACCUGGAACAUGGUUCGAUGGAAAUAGUUAAUGGAUCCAUUGUUUUUCAUUGCGAUCAAGGAUAUUUCCUACAAGGAUCGAAGGUGUUCACCUGCGAUCGCGGUAUUCCUCGAGGGAAAAAACCAUUUUGUGCUAAGAACGGUUGCCAGGAAUACGAGCAAAUUGAGAACGGAUUUGUUUUGAGUUCCCCUAUGAAAGCCAAAAUCACAUGUUUGGAUGGCUAUGGGUUGGUUGGAAAUCGCAUUGCCUACUGCGAUGGCAAGAAGUGGAGCACCCAGUUGGGAACCUGUGGGUUGAGAAGCCAGACAUGGAAUGUCUCCUGUGAUUUUGAGAGCGAGGAUAUGUGCGGUUGGACGGCGGAGCAGAGCUUCUGGGGAACCUGGAAACGGGUCAGUGCCGUGGCCGAUUUUCACUCGGAAAGCACGGGUCCCCAAAUGGAUCACACAUUCCAAAGCCACUCCGACGGACACUACGUGCGCAUGGAGACGGAGAGCGAUGCCUUUGGGAGCUACCACUUCCUGUCGCCAUUUUAUCCCAAGGAGCUAAGUUUCUCUACCGCCUGCUUUCAGUUCCACUACUUCAUGUUCGGCAGUGGAGUGGGUAGUCUGUUGGUGUCCAUCAAACCCGGUUCGGUGACCAUGGAAAGCAUGUUUAAUACGAACAACUUCAUUAAAUUCGAGAAGACUGGAUCGCAAGGCGCCAGGUGGCUGGAACACACGAUCGCCAUCGAUAAGAUGGAUGAGGACUUCCAAGUGGUAUUCACCGCCACGGAUGCGAGGUCCCAAUACGGAGACAUUGCCAUCGACGACGUGAAGCUGAUGAAUAUUGCGGAAUGUCCUGAUAGUGUGCUGACCAUCGCCACAGAAUCACCAGAAGAACCAGCCAGAGAAUCGGAUAUCGGAGAAGAUUCACUGGGCUACCAAAUGGCGGACUGCACUGGUCGUUGUGGCCAAGUGGCUGUUCCAGGAAGGUACCUCAACGAAGGCUGUGGAUGCCAGGAAUCGUGUCUGGUGAACGGCAAUUGUUGCCUAAAUUAUAUCAUGACCUGUCAAACUGAUCUGUUUAUAGCUCCGUAUAAUGAGAGCGCCUUCUGGAGGCUUUGGAAUCUUUGGAGCAGUGACAGUAAGGUGGCUGUCGCACCAAAAUAACUUAA